Messenger RNA from Ogataea haglerorum, 1185 nucleotides. RefSeq lists its product as uncharacterized. The transcript has a single exon. Lineage: Eukaryota; Fungi; Ascomycota; Pichiomycetes; Pichiales; Pichiaceae. The coding region runs from base 1 to 1185 and encodes 394 amino acids. Gene Ontology annotation, biological process: protein import into nucleus; spindle pole body duplication. The record is from RefSeq and is a predicted model, not a curated record. Gene Ontology annotation, cellular component: nuclear pore transmembrane ring; nuclear outer membrane.
AUGUCGUUUCUUACGCCCACGGCUUCAUCCAUCAAUGGAUCAUACUAUACACCGGAUGAAGACACGUUUUUACAGACAAGGCGGCGAAUUAGUUUCUCUAAUCGAGAAACGGUCAACUCGUCCACCCCUGUUGCAUCUGCGCAUUUUACACAAUCUCCUAGAAAACCGAUCCCAGCGUUGUCCCCAAUCAAAUCCGUUGGUAUACCUAAUACCCCGAUCAAACCUUUAGUUUCAUCUCCGUUCAAAGUUCCCCAGAGCACUAAGCCGCUAAUAUCUUCGACUCCCUUAGCGGGACCAAAUACCCCUGUCAAGGGGCCCAUGUCACCUCUUUUGCGCAAGAAAUUCCAACAACAGUAUCCCGGCACUCCUAAGCCGUCAGAGAAGCAGUCACCACAAUCGAUCAACAGCAACAUAUAUCAGCGAUCGAUAUUCAAGCCGAGGCACAAGUCGCCUUUGAAAGAGAGCACAACCUUGCCGACACAAGAGAAACCAGCCCAGGUCGAAUCCAAGGAUGAAAGUGAACUGCAAAGUCCCUACGUUGAGCUUGCUUUGAGCAGAAUAGUCAACCGCGAUGCCGAAAUUCGCACAGUGAUAGUGAACACCCUGAUGAUGCUGCUGUACCGAUUUUUUGUGGCAGUGAUUAUUCUGCUCAACGUGAAGUUUAGACUUCGUGAUGGAACGUCGCUAUUCCCUGCUGUUCUCACCCAAUACUCGAGUUAUGUGAACCGCACAGUAUAUGGAAUCCUGCUGUUCAACAUCGGUGUGAGCUCGUUGCGGCUGAUGAAACCUCAGGACAAAUGUCUAGAUCUGCCGUUGACGAGUCGUCAGCGCAAACUCCUUGGUCUCCCACUGGUUAACGGGGAGGCGCAGGAAGAGCUAGGGGUUGACCGGUCGGAGCAUAAAGUUCUGCCGGGCAGCCCAAGCAGGGAUGUGGCCGACACAUCGCUUCUCGCGCUCGAUAUAUCAAGGUCAUUUGCGAAUAUGAACAUCUCACACUCGGAAAAAUUGCCGGCUACAGUUGUUUCUGAGACGCCUCAGGAGAGGAUUCGCAAGCAGCUACUUUCUAGAGACAAUGGGGCUACGUCGCCACAGGCCCGCUUCAAAAAGCCCUCGAGCAAAUUCUUGUACGAUACUGCCUCUGCGGGGGGAUUCGACAUUAACAAUUCCGACGUGUCGUUCUAUUAG